GCGUGGUUCUAAUUGGGCGUCGUGUGGACAAAUUCGCAGUUACCAGUGGUACAUGUAUUGAUAGACAAUGGCAAAUUUGUUAUGUCAAGACAUAGGACCAUGGUAUUUUCAAAAAAUGUAUGCAAGAUAUUGGAAACAUUACAAUGAAGCUAUGGAGUGGAUGUAUAGACAUAAAAACGCUUAUAGGAAAGCCAUGGAAUCAUUAUAUAAUCCAUCAUUUCAUCCUUCCAAACAACAUCAGCGUUAUUCUGACUGGGAUGAAGGUGUUCCAUGGAGAACUGGUCCAUCUUGCUUCUCCAUCUCAGACAGCAAACCAAGCUAUCCUCCAAGGCCUCAGGAUGGCCUGCAUUAUGUCAGAAGGAGGAGAGCAGCAGAGAGAGAUUCUGAAACAGAUUCAGAAUCUGAAGGUGAAGAGGACAUAGAGUGUGACCUCAGCAACAUGGAAAUCACAGAAGAGCUCCGUAACUAUUUUGAGCAGACUGAGCGACACCGGGAAGAACUACGGAAACAGAAACAGCUGGAGGCAGAACACCAAGAUAUAUAUGUGGAAGCUGACCAUGACCUUCACUUGUCCACAGGCCGGUCAGCGCAGCCCCCAGCUGAGAAGCCUGGCGAGAGAAGAAUGGCUGAAAUGAGAAAGCUCUAUGGUGUGGAUGCCAAGAAAAUCCAAGCAAUGGAGACCACCAUGCAACUCAAUUUUGAUAGGAAUUGUGAUAAAAAACAGCCCAAGUACUGGCCAAUUAUUUCUCUGAAACUCUGAGCUAUGCGUCUCUUUCCCUUUUUGGAGAUUCAGAGCUGUAUAUCUUGUUGUUCAACCAAGCAGAAGGAUUAAGGGAAUGAAUCAAGAGUCAGCAAAAGGCCUUUUUAAUUUUCCUUUCCCCUUUCCAGCACAACUUUGAAUUUGUCUGCCAAUUUCCAGAGUCUAUUCCAGCUCAACAGGAAAAGCUGAAUCGGUCAUUUGUACUACAGGGGAUAAGGAAAAUUCCCUUUUAAAGGGUAUUUCAACCAAUUUAAUUUUGGCAUGCCUUAGCCUUGCAGGAAAUGAAGUAACAUUUGUUUUUGUUCACUUGGGCUAGGGAAAAGGCUGAAGACUAUCAAAAUGCAAAGCCCUUUUUUAAAAAGUUUGUAGUGCUAUUCUAGUUUUGCUGUACAGUUUUAAAUGUAACUAUUUUUUGUAACAGUUUCUGUUCUUGGAGACAUCUAAAUUAGUUGGACAAAAUAUAAUAUCUCAAGCUACUGUAAUUUAGCUUUGUGAGUUUGUGCUGAGGGGUAUGUAGAAGUAGAGAAAGCUUCUCUUCCAAAAUGCAAAGUUGGGCUGUAAGGUUUCAAGUCAGAAGCAAGCAUUGUCUGCUUUCAUGGGACCACCAAACCAAACCAAAAAAAAAAAAAAAAAAUCAGAUUAAAAUACACAUUUUUGUUCAAAGUUGCCUUUAGCUGAUCAGGAUGGAAAAUAGCCUAAGCAUCAAACUUGGCAUUUAGGGAUUUAUUGGGGGGGAGGGGUUGUAAAUGUGCAUGCAAUUCCCAUCAAGAAUAUAGUGGAGCAAAGGCUUAAUCCUAAUCAUGCCACAUUCAUUUCCCCUCCAUGGGCACUGACUCUUUUUUCUCUUGUCCUACGUAGCUGUAGAAGUUCAAAAUCCAUUUUUAAAAAGAUGGUUCAAAGCUGACAUUCCUGUGAACUGAGAAAGAGGCACUCUUACAUAUGGAUAAAUAAAUUAACUGGCUGACA
Candoia aspera is the source of this 1726-nucleotide messenger RNA. RefSeq names its product gem nuclear organelle associated protein 8 (gene GEMIN8). Gene Ontology annotation, biological process: spliceosomal snRNP assembly. The transcript has 4 exons. Gene Ontology annotation, cellular component: SMN complex. The record is from RefSeq and is a predicted model, not a curated record. The coding region runs from base 68 to 760 and encodes 230 amino acids. Lineage: Eukaryota; Metazoa; Chordata; Lepidosauria; Squamata; Candoiidae.